Ziziphus jujuba (common jujube) is the source of this 1101-nucleotide messenger RNA. RefSeq names its product secretory carrier-associated membrane protein 4. Gene Ontology annotation, biological process: protein transport. The transcript has 12 exons. Bases 167 to 967 code for a protein of 266 amino acids. The record is from RefSeq and is a predicted model, not a curated record. Gene Ontology annotation, cellular component: trans-Golgi network membrane; recycling endosome membrane. Lineage: Eukaryota; Viridiplantae; Streptophyta; Magnoliopsida; Rosales; Rhamnaceae.
AAGCCAGAUAGAAAGUGAGAAUUAUAGCUUUCACAAAUAGCAAAAAACCCGCUGGUCGGUGCUAGCGAAUAGCAAUCUCUCUCUCUCUUUCUCUAACUUUCUCUCUCUAAAAUUUGUGCAAAAACAUUUGGUGGGAAUCGAAAUCUGAGGGAUCGGAGAGAAGACCAUGAAUCGCCACCACGACCCUAACCCAUUUGACGAAGAAGAAGAAGUAGUUAAUCCCUUUUCGAAUGGUGGAUCAAAGGCUCGUGUUCCAGCGGCAUCUGAAUCCUUAGGCUUUGGGCAGAAACAUGAUGCAACAGUUGAUAUUCCGUUGGAUACAUUGAAUGAUUCCAAUAAAAAGGCAAAAGAGCUUGCUUCUUGGGAAGCAGAUCUUAAAAGGAGAGAAAAGGAUAUAAAACGAAGAGAAGAGGCUAUUUCUAAAGCUGCUGUUCCUAGUGAUGAUAAAAAUUGGCCUCCAUUUUUUCCUAUUAUCCAUCAUGAUAUAGCCAAUGAAAUACCAGUUCAUGCUCAAAAGCUGCAGUACUUGGCUUUUGCAAGUUGGUUAGGUAUAGUUCUUUGCCUUGUUUUUAAUGUAAUUGCAGUGAUGGUGUGUUGGAUUAGAGGUGGAGGUGUUAAAAUAUUUUUCCUUGCUACAAUCUAUGCUCUUCUUGGAUGUCCUAUUUCGUAUGUAUUGUGGUACAGGCCUCUUUACCGUGCAAUGAGGACGGAUAGUGCUCUGAAGUUUGGCUGGUUUUUCUUUUUCUACUUGAUCCACAUCGGAUUUUGCAUUUUUGCUGCCAUUGCUCCUCCAAUUGUCUUUCAUGGAAAGUCGUUGACUGGCAUACUGGCAGCAAUUGAUGUCUUCUCUGACCAUGUCUUGGUUGGGAUAUUCUACUUAGUUGGGUUUGGGUUGUUUUGCCUAGAGUCACUUCUGAGCUUGUGGGUACUUCAGAAAAUAUACAUGUAUUUCAGGGGGAACAAGUGAGUUCUGAUACAGGUUGCGGUAUCAUUUCGAUUUGUUGUGUUAUUGGCAUUUCACGGUGUAGUAGUAUAUUCUAUGCUAAAUAUGUAUUGAGAAGCCAUGUUUUCGCAUAUAUUAGAAAACUCUAUUUUCUUUUU